Molecule: messenger RNA, 1917 nt
Organism: Dimorphilus gyrociliatus
Lineage: Eukaryota; Metazoa; Annelida; Polychaeta; Dinophilidae
Source: the annotation of a GenBank genome assembly
ACUGCUGUCCUUUCUCCACUUUUAAGAGCAGACGACAAAAUAGUAAAUCAAUCAACAUAAUUCGUUUUUCUUUUCAAUCUACUAACCUAAAAAUCGUUCAAUCUGAAAUUUCACUGAUUUUAGCAGAAAGUAGUUUAGGGUAUGUUUCAUUAUAAUUUUCAAAAAAAUUCUCUCUUUAUGAGAGUACAAUUUUUUGAUUUGUUUGUAUUCUGUAAUCAUACGCCCACAGGUUCUUAAAUGGAGUUUGCCGAAUUUAUAAAAACGCCUCAAGUACAAAGUGUAGUUGUCAAGCGUCCAUUACGUCAAGAUCUAGAAGGGGCUCUAUGUGUAACUGGCCAUCACCUGAUCGUUUCUAAUAGAGACAAAGAGGAGUUUUUAUUGAUUCAUAAGAAUGUCGAGGUCGUAGAAAAGCAAUUAAGUUCAGGACUGAGUCAUAUCAAAUUAAAAUGUAAGAACUUCGAGGUCAUUCAUAUUGAAUUUAAAUCAUCUGAAGAGUGUAGCAAUGUUGCAUCUUCGAUUGAGAAUUUAUCGAACGUUGAAAGCACGGAAUUCCUGUAUCCGUUCUUUUACCGCCCUAACUCAGACAUAAAAGAAAAUGGAUGGGAAGCUUUUAAAGUCGAGACAGAAUUUGCUAGAAUCAAGUAUAAAACUGAUCAGUUUCGUUUGAGUUACGUCAACAAGGAAUUCGAUGUUUGUCCCAGUUAUCCUCAAGCUUUAAUCGUUCCGAAAACAAUCGACGAUGACGAAUUGCGAAUCAUCGCUAAAUUUAGACAUUUAGGACGCUUUCCAGUUUUAAGCUACUAUCAUAAAGAAACUCAGGCAUCUUUGAUGCGUUGUAGUCAGCCUUUAGUGGGUACGAAUAAUAACAGGUGUAAGGAGGAUGAAAAACUACUGAAGGCCAUUCUAACGUCUAGUCACAAAGGUUUUCUGAUUGAUACACGUUCAGCUCAGAAUUCCAAAGUCGAAGCUAGUAGGGGGAAAGGGGUAGAGUCAGACAUUCAUUAUUCACAAUGGCGUAAAAUUCAUCAGAAUAUUGAAAGGCACUUCGUCUUGCACGAGUCGUUGUCGAAACUUAUAGAAGUGGUCAAUGACAAGUCAUGUACCAGCGACAAGUGGAUAUCGCGUCUAGAGAGCAGUGGUUGGAUGACUCACAUGAGUUCAGUUUUGACUUGUGCAUGCUUUGUAGCUCAAUGUAUUGAUCGAGAUAAGGCUUCCGUGGUUGUUCAUGGGUCUGAUGGUACUGAUUCGACUCUGCAGGUUACUUCUUUGGCACAGCUAUUAUUAGAUCCCGAUUGUAGAACAGUUAGAGGCUUCCAAGCCCUUAUCGAAAGAGAAUGGAUUCAAGGCGGGCAUCCUUUUGGGCAAAGGUGUGCAAAAAUAGCUUUCGGCUCUACGCCAAAUCGUCAAGAGGCACCAGUCUUUCUACUUUUCCUUGAUUGUGUUUGGCAGAUUUGGCAGCAGUAUCCUUGCUCUUUUGAGUUUAGCGAUAAAUUCCUCGUUCUCCUUUUUCAUAAUGCGUAUUCAUCCCAAUACGGAACGUUUUUAUCUAAUUGCGAAUUUGAUAGAAGAAAAUAUGAUAUAAAAAACAGAACUGUUUCGUUAUGGUCUUAUGUAAAUCAACCAAAUGUUAUAGGGGAUUUAAUGAAUCCCCUUUACGAACCUAAUCAUUCCGUUAUCUGGCCGUCCGUAGCUCCUCAGAGUCUAAAUUUUUGGUCUAACGUUUACGCUGCUUUUAAACCCUCGAGAAUACAGCAAGAUAAACUUGUUGACUAUAUAAGAAACAUAAAAGAUGAAGAUAAACAAUUAAAAUCAAGAGUUAUAAAACUGAGAAGGCAAUUAGCUAAUCUUGAAAGAGAAGCUAUAGAAAAGAACUUAAUACCGCAUCAUCAUUCGAAAAGUAGUCAGAGAAGUGCAUGA